Messenger RNA from Pneumocystis carinii B80, 1979 nucleotides. RefSeq lists its product as hypothetical. The transcript is spliced from 2 exons. Bases 47 to 1933 code for a protein of 628 amino acids. The record is from RefSeq and is a predicted model, not a curated record. Lineage: Eukaryota; Fungi; Ascomycota; Pneumocystomycetes; Pneumocystales; Pneumocystaceae.
GAAUUAUAUAUGAAAUAAAAGAUAUAUUUUGUAUAUUUAAGUGAUUAUGUUGGAGAGAUUUUUUGGAAUUGAAUAUAACUCUCAAGAAUUAUCUUUAAAUAAAUAUACAGGAGAAAAGUCAGAUAUAUGUGAAGAUAAGUCAGAACAAUGUAUGGAAAUGUCUAUGGGAUUAAGAGGUUAUUUUUGUUUUUUAAAUAUUAAAAAAAAUAUGGAAUUGGUUAAAAAAAUGUUUUCUGGAGUGAAAGAUUUUGUUUUUUUAAAACGCGUUUUAAAGAGGAAAAUAAUGCCGAAUUCUGAAUCAUAUAAAUCAAUUGAGUCAUCUGAAAGUAAUUCUCUUAUAUUAAUGGGUUCUUCAAAUGCAUUGACUAGAGGUCAAGUAAAAAAUACAUUUAUCAAUAAAGAUGUUGAUAAAAGAGAAUUUUUGAAUGAUUCAAAGGUUGAUUCAGACGAUUUUUCAGGUUAUUUUUUAAAGAGAGCAUCUACGGGUUUUUUGGAAUUAGAUGAUAAAAAUAUAACGAAGCCUAGUCAAUCAAAAACGACAAAAACAUUAGAAUCGCCAUCAGAAACUAAGUCUACCGGGAAAUUGUCAGAACCAACUACCAACAAUGGCACUUUUGUAACAAUUCUUUCAGAUCCUACUGAAACUAGUACACCUACUGCUAAUUUGUCCGCACAGCAUUCUCAUUCUCGUUCUAAUGAUGGUUUAUAUAUGAUUCUAGGAAUUUCUGCUAUAGUUUUUUUGAUUAUUAUUGUUAUUGUUUUUUUGGUUAUUUAUGGUGUACGUCGUUCACUGAAGAAACAAGAGAUGAUUGAGGAUAUGGUUUAUGAGAAUGAAAUGAAUGUUCAUGCGAAAUUGAUGAAGAAUGCAUCAGCAUCAAUUUCAGAAAAGACGAGUUCAACGUCAAAUUCUAUUUCUGGAUCAGCGUCUAUUUUAGGCUCUCGAAAUUUGAAUGAUCCAUAUUUAAAACGAGGUACUUAUUUUGAUUCUAAUGGAAUAUAUGGUUCCAAGAACGAUGAGAAGCAAGAUGAACGGUCCCUUCAUAACUCGCCUUUAAAGUAUUAUGGCAUAUCGCAAUCAACAAAUAAUCGACCAAGCUCCUCACGUACAAGAAAUUCUUCAUAUUAUAAUCCUUCAGGACAACCAAUGCGGUCAUUUUCAUUGUCAUCUAGAUCAAAGGAUUACUAUGGAGGAAAUAAUCAUUCAUCAAAUGUUAAUUCUAUAUAUGAUGAUUCUUUUCAAAAGGAUCGAACACGAUUAACAUUUUAUAAUAAUGAUAUGAAUGGCUCCAGCUAUGGAAAAGUUUCCUCAAAUCAGCUGAGAACUCCGAAUUCUGUAUAUUUAUCAGAAGAUCAAAACAGAGGAUAUCUUUCUUCUUCACAAAUUAGAGUAGGGUCUCUUGAACCUCAUGGAACUAAUAGGUUCUUAAGCCAAGAGAGUUUGCGUAGUUCUCGUGCACAAUUUGCUACUCAGCCAAAUACAUUGAGUUAUAAAAAUUCUUAUAAAAACUUGGGAGCAAAUUAUCAGAUGGAUUCUUCUAAUUUUGAUACACCAAAUUCGUAUUCAUCUGAAUUAUCAAAUAAUGCAUCCUCGCCCUUAUUCACUUAUAAAAACUCUAUAGGAAGCUCCUCUCACUAUGAUUCUAGUUUUACAAGUGAACAUAUGACUCCAAAAUCUUUCUUCUCAAGAGAAAAUAUGAAAAAUGAGUCUUAUACUCCUAAUUCAGGUUCUGAAAAAAUGCUUCCUCCUAAGAAUACAUAUAAACAUCCAUCUCAACAAGAUUACAUGCGUACACCUAGUAUUUAUGCUUCAGUUGGCAUAUGGGCUGAAAAAAAGAGGAAAUUGUUAGAUCUAACAAAUAAUUCGAAUGAGCCUUUAAGUAAUCGCUCUGACGAAAGUAUGAAUAUAUAUCAGGACCAUAGAAUUAAAAAGUAAAUUCUAUCAUUAUUAUUAAUGAUUAUAAUCAUUUACUUAUAUUGAU